AUGGAAGGAAGUGAAUGUGAUGUAUUGAAAUUGAUGUUACGUAACAUCAAUAAAAAUGAACAUAAAAGUUCAACAAAUCUCGUCAUCGUCGUGAGAUCAAUUAAAAGUAUAAUAAAAAAAGAAGGAAAAUUUUCAAUUAGGAGCAGUCUGCACAUUGUUGUUUUAGAUAUUUGUGUUUAUAUGCAAUGCUUACAACAUGUUAUAGUUACAUAUAUUGACAAACUCUGGAAAUCUUUUAAAUAUUGA
This is a messenger RNA of Clunio marinus, 246 nucleotides long. The record is from the annotation of a GenBank genome assembly. Lineage: Eukaryota; Metazoa; Arthropoda; Insecta; Diptera; Chironomidae.